Molecule: messenger RNA, 1188 nt
Organism: Geodia barretti
Lineage: Eukaryota; Metazoa; Porifera; Demospongiae; Tetractinellida; Geodiidae
Source: the annotation of a GenBank genome assembly
AUGAAGGCGCUUGACGGGAUUCGUGUGCUCGACUUGACCAGAGCUUUGGCGGGGCCGUUUUGCACGCUGAUGCUGGGAGACUAUGGAGCCGACGUAAUCAAGAUAGAAAUACCGGGCACCGGCGACGACACCCGCCAGUGGGGGCCGCCCUUCAUUGGUGAAGAGAGCGCCUACUUCCUGUCUAUCAACCGCAACAAGCGCAGCCUCACCCUGAACUUCAAGGAAGAAAAGGCGAGAGAGAUUUUCCUGAAACUGGUGGAAGACUCGGACGUAGUGGUGGAGAACUUCACCCCGGGCGUGAUGUCCCGCUUUGGGCUGGAUUAUGAAACCGUGAAGAAGAGCAAUCCCAAUAUCGUCUAUUGUUCCAUAUCCGGAUUCGGCCAAAACGGACCCUACCAGAGUCGACCGGCCUACGAUCAGAUCAUGCAGGGUAUCAGCGGCCUGAUGAGUAUAACCGGACACCCCGAGGGGGAGCCGGAAAAGAUCGGGAUAGCAGUUACAGACAUCGGCGCCGGCAUGUGGGCAGCCUUUGCCGUGAUGUCCGCGCUUUACCGGCGAGAACAGGAUGGCGAAGGCCAGUAUAUCGACAUUUCCAUGCUGGAUGCUCAGGUGGCAUGGUUGACUUAUCAGGCCGGUUACUACUUUGCCUACGACCGUCCCCCGCAGAGGCUGGGCAAGGCUCAUCCUACGCUGGUUCCCUACCAGGCUUUCAUGGGUCAGGAUGGCAAGUACUUCAACGUUGCCGUGGGUUCUGACCGGCUUUGGGACCGUUUCUGCCAGGCGGUCAAACGGGAGGACUUGAAGGACAACCCCGAUUAUGCGUCCAAUGGCGUACGGGUAGAAAACCGGGCGACGCUGUCUCCGUUGCUGCAGGAGCAUUUCCUGACCCGCCCCGCGGAUGAGUGGGUGGCAGACCUGCAGGCGAACAACGUUCCGGCCGGCCCGAUUAACGACCUGGCCGACGUUUUCUCCGAUCCACAGGUCCUGCAUCGGGAAAUGUUGCUGGAGAUUCCUCAUCCCACGCUGGAGUCAGUCAAACAGACCGGUCUGCCAAUAAAGUUUUCACGGACUCCGGGUGGACUCGAUCAACACCCGCCUCUUCUGGGCGAACACAACCAUUCCAUCCUGCACGACCUGGGUUACUCCGACGCGGAGAUCGAAGAUAUGGUUGUCAAGUCUGUGAUCUGA